AUGUCUGAAUAUCAUGAUGAAUUUUAAGAGGAUUAAUAAAAAUUGAAUGCUUUAAACCUUUCUUGGACAUUAGGGUUUAAUUAUAAAAUGGUGAAUGGUGUUCACAACCUCACAAAUGAUUCUCGUAAGGUAUUGAUAAAAUUUGAAUCUAGGAAAUAUUCUAUGCAACAGCGCAUACAGGAGUGAUAUUUGAUUAUGGGAAUAAUUAAUAAAGAUUAUUAUAAGGACAUGUAUAAUAUUGUAUGAUUUAUAGUGUAAUAAAAUAUCAUGCACAGCAUAUUGUAAAGAAUUAGACAUAAUUGUAACUGCUGAUGCAGGGCCUGAUAGUAUGUUAGUAAUAUGGGAUGCAAAGACAGGAGUACCAAGAAGAACGAUAUUUGAACCACACACAAAUGGUGUAUAGGCGGUAGAUAUUAGUGAAAAUGGAUAAUACUUAGUAACAUUGUCAAAGGAAGAACCAGAUAAAAUAUAAUCUAUAUCCUUUUGGGAUUGGUAAUCUCAAGAUCCUCGUCUAAGAACAACAGUGCUAGAUGAUAAAUUGAAAGAUUAUUAAUACUAUGUGACUAUUAAUAAUAAUGCUGAAUAAAAGUAGAAUUAGUAAUAGAUAUUUGAAUUUGCUACUACAGGUAAAAAGAGAGUUGUCUUUUGGAGUUGGGAAUAUGGAGCAGCAGGAUUUGAAUAUUAUAGUCCUGAAGUUUAAAAGAAUAAAGUAUUGACUUAAACAGUAUUUAUUCCAAAAAACAAAAAUGUGGUUACAGGAACAUUAGAUGGAUACAUUAUAGUUUGGGAUGUAUCUCUUAUUAUAGAAGAAUAUGGAUAACCAGAUGAGAGAAGAGUUAUUAAAAUAGUAAAUCUAAUGAAUGUUGCAAAUAAAUCUGAAACGUAGUAGAAGAAAGGAAAUGCUUAAAUAUUAUUAUUAAGAGUUUAAGGGAGAUAUUUGGUAGUUGGAGCUUCAAAUGGAUCUAUAAGAUUUUAUGAUUUUAAAUUUAGAAUUCGAGCUUGGUUUGAGGAUGUUGUGAUUGGAUAAAAUGGUUUGAAUAUUUAAUGUAUUAGUUCAAUAACUAAUUUAUCAUUUGCAAAUGAAAAUAUGUUUUAGGAAGAUGUUGAAACAGAAUCUGAUGAAGAAAAAGAUAAAGAUGAAUAAUCUUAGAAAAAAUCAAAGCCAUUUGUUUGCUAAGAUUUUAUUGUUGUUGAUGACAAAGCUAAUGUAAUUUUAUUGAAAUCUUAACAAUUCUAAGAAAUUGAAAAAGAAAAGAAAAAGGGAACAGUUAUUAUGUCAUCAAUAGUUUCACCUAUUAUAUCAAUAUCUGUUAGACCAAAUGUUCCUGUAGUUGCAUUUAGUUGUGAAGAUAAUAAAAUUUAUGAAUGGAAUUUUUAUGAAAAACAUAAUAAAUUAAAAGAAAUAAAAGAAAAGGGAAGUGAAUUAUAAAUAUAAAGUACUUUUAUAGAAUAUAGCCCUGAUGGCAAUUAUUUAGCUGUUUGUUCAAAAAAUGGAAUAGUUCAUAUGUAUGAUUGUAAAGAAGAGAAAUGGCUUAAAAAUCUAUUAGUUUCUGAAACUGAUAAAACAAAACCUAAAAUUACAUAUUUAACUUUUAGUAUUGAUUCAAAAUAUUUUGCUACUAUUGAUGAAUCAUAUGCAGUAAGUGUUUUUAAUUUUGAUUUUGAUCCUAAUAGUUAAUUGAAAUAAUAAAAAGAAUGGAUAUUUGCUGGUAAAUAUAGAGUUCAUCAUGGACCCAUAAAAUCAGUAGCUUUUGGUGAAACACUUGAUGAAAAAAAUUAAGUUUAAUUAAAAGUAUUUACAAUUGGUGAAGAUAUGAAAUUAGCAGUUUAUGAUGUUUUAGAUCCUACAUAAGAUCCAUAUAAUAGAGUUAAAUUAAGGAGUGUAGUAUCUAUUGAAUAAGAAUGUUUACCAUCAGCAUGUAUUUGGUAUCCUAUUAAUUUGUAAAGAGAAGAUGUCUUAUUAACAACUAAUAGUGAAUUUAAAUUGAAAUUAUGGACUGUUUUAAAAGAUCUUCGUAUAAUUUGUAAAAAGACAUGUUUAGGUCCUACUUUUGGUGGACAUAUCAAAAGAUUAUUAUUAUUAAAUCCAAGUGAUAUGAAAAAUGAAUAUUAAGAUAAAUAUUUAGCAUAUUCUACAGGAGAGAAAGUUGUUGGUAUUAUUAAAUUACCUUUAGAUGGUAAUCCUAAUAAAACUAUGGGUUUAAUUGCACAUCCUGAAAAGAUAGUUGAUUUAUCAUCUACUUAAGAUGGUAAAUUAUUUUUUACUUCUGGUGGAGAUGAUUUUGCAAUUAAUAUUUGGAGUGUUGAUUUUGCUGCUUUAGAAGAUAAUUUUUAAACUUAAGAAACAGAAUAUGAAAUAUUUUCAAAUUUACUUGAUGGAGGUCCUGAAGGAUAAACAUUAAGAGAUUUAAAAGAUUUCUUUUAUUAUAGUCAAAUUAGAUCAAAAGAUGAACAUACAACUAAAGCAAGAAAAUUAGAUGGUUUAGUUCCAUUAACAGCAAUUGCAGAUAUGAUGAGAUCUAUGGGAUAUUUUCCUACUAAUUAAGAAAUUGAAAAUAUGAUUAAUGAAAUUAAAUUUUCAAAAUAUCUUGAAACAGGUGAAUAAAUUUCAGAAUUAGAAAUUAAUACAUUUCUUAAAUUAUAUGUAAAUCAUAAACCUGUAAAUGGAGUUACUAAAGGAUAGAUAUAUGAUGCUUUAAAAACUCUAUCAAGUGAUACUGGAGUAAUGUCUUGGGAUUAAUUUGUUGAAUUAUUAAAAUCUAAAGGUGAAAAAUUAGAUGAAUAAGAAAUUGAAUGUAAUUAUAAAUUUUAUACUAUAGAUUAUUUGGAAUCAUUGAUGCCAAACAAAAAUUAUCCUUAACAAUUACAUUUGAAUAACCUUUGUGAUGAUUUAUUAGGUUUUGAAGAUAUGGAUGGAACAUAGGAAUAAUAAGAAUAAUAAGAAGAGGUUUAAGAUGUUGGAUCUGAAGAUGAAUAGUAAUGA
Molecule: messenger RNA, 2983 nt
Organism: Paramecium sonneborni
Lineage: Eukaryota; Ciliophora; Oligohymenophorea; Peniculida; Parameciidae
Source: the annotation of a GenBank genome assembly